AUGGUUGUCCAUGGAAUAGGAACAGCAUCCACCGUUGUAACCGAGAGGGAAGAAUCCGGGGAAAUACGAUUAGUAGGGUCUCCGCCUCCCGAAACUGUUGAAGAAGAACCUACAACCUCUACAAAGACUCGUAGAGGAGUGAAAUGGCAAGAGGGCACUGUGGAUAACGAGCAUCUCAACAGAAAGAAGUCAAAGAUCUGCUGUAUAUUUCACCCGCAGAGAUCGUUUGAUGACGAAGAUUGUUCAUGUCAUUCCGAAUCCGGAUCUGGAUCUGACUCGGACUCGGACUCUGACUCCAAUAUCGAAGGCAACCCCGGCUCCAACUCAAACGGUAAACCAAAAAGAAAACAAAAGAAAAAUUCGAAGGAGAGUACAGUGAGAUCUUCAAGCCCUAAUGCUUACGAGAAACAACCAAAAUAUCCCCACAAACACAGUGUACAUAAACAGUAA
Molecule: messenger RNA, 450 nt
Organism: Komagataella phaffii GS115
Lineage: Eukaryota; Fungi; Ascomycota; Pichiomycetes; Pichiales; Pichiaceae
Exons: 1
Coding region: 1-450 (149 amino acids)
Cellular component (GO): nucleus
Molecular function (GO): protein phosphatase 1 binding; protein serine/threonine phosphatase inhibitor activity
Source: RefSeq, a predicted model, not a curated record